AUGAACCUCCUUGGGGUACUUUCAAAGUACUAUGAUUGUGACCUAGCUGGCCCCGUUGCGGUAUGCGUUCGGUACUCUGGUGACCGCGGCAUCUGGGCGGUUCGCCAGUAUCUAAUUGAGGACGCUGACAAGGUUCUGUGGAACCUCCGCUCCAUGCGCCAUAGGAACCUGGCCUCCACUCGGGAGUGUUUUCGCACCCCGGAUAUUCUAUACACGCUGGGUGAGUUUGACCCUCUCAUCCUGGAUCACAUUGUCGCUUGCAAAGCCUUUCCAGAUGAGCAAGAGCUCGCAGCCAUUAUGUCUCAGCUCGUUGACGGGCUGUCAUAUCUCAUAGCCAACAACUUCUACCACACAUCUCUGGAUUGUUCUGGCGUCCUCGUGAAUCUCAAUGGGCACGUUAAAAUCGCACGGAUCGAUUGCUGUGUUAUCCGGCAACAGGGUACAAUUCAAGCCAGUCACUUGGCGCCAGCCUCGAGAAUCAUGAUGGAAUUGACGCACAAAUAUAUCAAAGAAGAUGGGGCAGUAGGAAUUGAUAAUCUCGACCGCUGGCGAACUUACCCGGCUGCGAUCGAAUUUCUCUGUGCGACGGCCUCGGCAAGCUCUUUUGAGGAACUGAGAGAGCAACGACUGAUGACGGAAAUUCCAUGCUGCCCUGGGAAUCUCAUCGGACUUGCAGGGUUCGCGUUGAUCUCCGCUCGCACAUUCUACUCGUACACGCCAGGGCCCAUGAAGAACGAUUAA
Penicillium waksmanii is the source of this 741-nucleotide messenger RNA. RefSeq lists its product as uncharacterized. Bases 1 to 741 code for a protein of 246 amino acids. The transcript has 4 exons. The record is from RefSeq and is a predicted model, not a curated record. NCBI's taxonomy places the organism in Eukaryota, Fungi, Ascomycota, Eurotiomycetes, Eurotiales, Aspergillaceae.